GUGUAUUUCUACCUGCUCGAAGUUUGAUUCAUAUUUGGCGCUAAAAGAAAUUGAAAGUUUGGACUUUGGUCUCUGUUACCAAACAAACUAACGCCUAUCGUAUUAUUAUCAGUCGUAAACCAACCUUGAAACUGGAAACAUGGCAAAUAAAAGAAAAUCUUUCGGCGUUGACGAAAAAGUUCGUUUGAUACGUGCGAUAGAAAAGGGAGAAAAGAAAAGUGAUGUUGGGAGACGUUUGGGGUUAAGACCAUCUACUGUUGCUACAAUUUGGAAAAACAAGGAAAAAUUUCUGAAGGCGGUAUUGGAGGGAAAGUGUCGUAAAAAAUUGAGGAAGCCAAAAUUCGGAGUUUUGGAUCAAGCAAUGUUGGCGUGGUGUAACACUCAGCGCCAGAAUAAUGAACCAAUCUCGGGGCCAAUCAUUAAAGAACAGGCUGAGAAGUUUGCAGAACAGCUAGGCAUUACUGACUUUAAAGCGUCAGAAGGUUGGCUCGGAAAAUUUAAACUCCGUCACAACAUUAGCUAUAGUAAAAUUCAUGAAGAGGCGCGAGAUGUCGAUGCGAAUGUGACUAAGGAUUGGGUUAAUAAAGUAUGGCCAAAAUUAAAAGAUAAAUACGCUCCCAAUGAUAUUUUUAAUGCUAAUGAAACGGGACUUUUCUUCAACAUGACGUCCAACGAAACUUUAAAAUUCGAAGGAGAAGAAUUUGUAGGAGGAAAACUCUUUAAAGAACGUAUUACCGUUCUAGUAGCUGCCAAUAUGAGUGGGACAGAAAAAAGGAAGCUUAUGGUUAUAGGAAAAUCAAACCCACGGUGUUUUAAGAACACAAAACAGUUGCCUGUCACAUACAAAGUAAACAAAUCAGCUUGGAUGACGGCGCAAUUCUUUGAAGAAGAAGUGAGAAAAUGGGAUGCUGAACUGAAGGGACGGAAGAUCUUGCUUCUAGUAGAUAAUUGCCCUGCUCACCUUCUUGUAUCCAAUCUUCGAGACAUAGAGCUGGCAUUUUUUCCAGCUAACACAACCAGUGCAUUGCAGCCGAUGAACCAGAGCGUGAUUAAAAGCCUGAAGGAUAUAUAUAAAAAGAAAUUGUUGAUGGACAUGAUUGAGUCCGACGGUAAGACCUCAAUUAAUAUGCUACAAGCAAUGAACUUGAUAUCCAAAGCCUGGAAAGAGGUAACAGCUGCAACUAUACGACAUUCUUUUCGUCACGCAGGACUUUGUCAUAGUGAUACAGUAGAAACUGAGCAAAGUGAUAGUGAGGACAUUCUAACAGUGAAUGAUUGGAUUAAACCGUUUAAUAUAUCACACAAGUUUAACGAAGAUCCACAAAUAUUCGAAAGUAUAGAUCAAGAACUGGCCACAACGGCAUCACUUACUGAUGAAGAGAUUCUUAAUUAGGCGUCGAAAAGUAAGGAGAAACUAAAUGAAGAUGACGAUGACUGGACGAUUCUGAACCACCACCAACUAUUCAAAAAGACUUAAUGCAGUUAAACUAAUAGACAAACUGUUCUUAUUUGAUAAAUAUGAACCCACCACACACCAAUACAUGUGUUAAAUACAUAAGAAAAUACAAAAAGUACUGGCAAAGCAGAAAACGUCAGACAAAGUUUAGUCUAUUUAUAGGUAUCUAGAAUUAAUUAACAUAGUUACAUAGGUAGGU
Maniola jurtina (meadow brown) is the source of this 1655-nucleotide messenger RNA. RefSeq names its product tigger transposable element-derived protein 4-like. Gene Ontology annotation, molecular function: DNA binding. Lineage: Eukaryota; Metazoa; Arthropoda; Insecta; Lepidoptera; Nymphalidae. The transcript has 2 exons. The record is from RefSeq and is a predicted model, not a curated record. The coding region runs from base 140 to 1393 and encodes 417 amino acids. Gene Ontology annotation, cellular component: nucleus.